Molecule: messenger RNA, 1889 nt
Organism: Spinacia oleracea (spinach)
Lineage: Eukaryota; Viridiplantae; Streptophyta; Magnoliopsida; Caryophyllales; Amaranthaceae
Product: zinc finger BED domain-containing protein RICESLEEPER 2-like
Exons: 7
Coding region: 537-1592 (351 amino acids)
Molecular function (GO): protein dimerization activity; DNA binding
Source: RefSeq, a predicted model, not a curated record
AAUUGUUUCUUCAAUUCUUUGCAACUCAGUUGGUAUCAUUCUAUAGGUGCUUUAGGAAUAGAAGUGGACUUUUAUGCUAAAGUUUAAUUCUCUGGUGGGGGCAUACUAGGUUUCUUUUCUGGAAAACAUUUGCCUAUUCUCAAACGAUAGAUGUAUCGGUGAUGGGUGAUCGACAACAGUCCAAGGAUAACCAGAAAACUCACCAUCGGUCAAUAGGGGUUUUCAAAGCAAAGACAUUUUGAAUCAUUAGUUUUCUUCACUAACUUUUGGGACGAAAUCCUACCCUCAUUUGCUACUUUGGUUACACUAUUCCCCAAACAAUUGAUGUUAGCUGUAUAUUCAGCCAACCAAUUUAUUCCCAAAAUUACAUCAAAUCUAGAUAGGUCAAAGGAUAAUAAAACUCAAAUUUCUCUAACAUCGUAGGACAAUUUCUAUGUCACAAUUUCUCUAUUAGGAAAGAAAACAUUCAUAAACGCAUCAAUCAAAUCUUCCUAUGUCGCAUGCAAGAGAGACGAUAGACAUUUCCGAAGAGGACCAUGAUUCAGGUAAUAAAGGCGAUGAGGGUCCAAAUGAAAAUGCAGAAAAUAUGGAGGAGGACCAGAAUCAGAAUGAUGGUGGUCAUUAUGGAAAAAGAUCAAGGAGGAAAAUAUCUAAGGUCAAAGAUGCUUUCCCUCUCUACCAAGAGAGUGAUUCAUCUUACAAAAAUAAUCCUUUCGAGCGAUGACUGGGAGAUGGUUCAAAAAGUCUGCUCAUUUCUUGAGAUAUUCUACGAAGUCACUCAUAUAAUUUCAGGCUCUGACUAUCCUACUUCAAAUUUGUUUCUUCCGGAGCUUACAAUGAUUAAGGAGUCUUUAGACGAAAAAUCUAAAUCUGAUGAUGUUGAUAUGAGGAGAAUGGCGCUCAUAAUGAAAACAAAAUUUGACAAGUAUUGGGGUGAUCUUAAUUUGUUGAUUUCUGUAGCUGCUGUUAUGGAUCCUAGGAACAAAUUGAAGUUAGUUGAAUUUUUCUUUCGUUCUCUUUAUGAUAAUUUUGAAGCUAGUGAACACAUAUAUAUUGUGAAGACAGCCUUACAUGAUAUUUACAAAGAGUAUAUGGAAGCCUUUUCUAAUGAGAAUUUUGUAAGAGGCUACCAAGUUGAUGGUGAAAAAGAUGCAGAUGACCCUUAUAAUUCCAAUGUGGGUGCAAAAGGAACUACUAAAGGAAGAAAGAAAUUUGAUAAUUUUAUUAGAAAUGUUGAUGUUGUUGAGUCUCUAAAAACUGAGCUUGAUAUUUAUUUGGAAGAGGGCGUCUACAUUUGUAAUGAGACUGAGACUGAGCAUUUUGACCCCUUAAAUUGGUGGAGAGCAAACAACUUGAAGUACCGAAUUUUAUCGAGGAUGGCUUGUGAUAUCCUUGCAAUUCCAAUCACAUCUGUUGCUUCAGAAGCUACUUUUAGUGCCGGCGGUCGUGUUAUUGAGCCACAUAGAGCUAAUAUCGGUGCUGAAACCGUUCAAAUGUUGUUGUGUGGGGAAGACUGGUUAAGGAGCUUUUAUGGGAUUAAAAGGAAGAAGAAGGCAAAAAUUGAUGGAGUGACGGAAGUAAACCUUGUUUGAACUUUGAAGAUUGAUAAAUGACACCACCAGGAAGGACAUAAUAAGGUAGAAGAUUAGAAGAUAUAACUCAAGUCUGAUGGAGGAUAGAAGAGAUGAAUUAAAGAUCAGAAUGUUGAUGUGAAAAGAUUAGAACUAAUUGCAAUUAGUUUGUUAGAUUUUGAUUUUUAGAGUAUUUUUAUUUGAGAUUCUAAUUAAUAAAAUAGUAUUAAAAAGUAUAAGAUGUUAACUUUUUAUUUGGGUUUGGUUAUGUUUUUAUGUUUUAUAAAUUAUAAUUUCUUAAAAAAUAAUAUUUCAUAA